CUUCCACUAAACAAUAGUUUAUUCCUCCGCCAAGCCUGUCAAUCUGCAGAAGUCUCUGCUAAAUUCAGGUUCGAGAGUUUCGUUAGUAGUCGGCCAGCAGUGAUUAAAAGUUCGUCCGGAAGUUCACAAGUUCAGUUUGUUCGAGCCGUUCCGUGUCAAGUGCAGCGGCAAGUUAAUUAAUUCUCUGCCCGACAAUGAAAGUGCUGGUAAUCGUUGCCUUCACCACCCUGUGCGCCGCCGCAGUUAGCGCUGCUCCGGAAGAUGCGGGCGCCGCUAUCGCUGCAGCGACCAUGGCGGAAGACAGCGUCAGCAAAAGGAACGAAAAGCGAGGCGUUGGUCUUGGCUAUGGACUGUCCGGUCUCGGUUACGACAGCAGCCAUCUCGGUUACACCGGUGCCGCUCUCGCCGGCUAUCACCACCCGGCUGGAUAUGUGGCGCCCGUUGCGAGCACCACGGUCAUCAAAGCUGGAUACGCGACGGUUCCCGUUGCCAGUGCCGCAUACCCCGCAUACGACUACGCGAAGUACACAGGCUUCUACCCGGGAUACACUACUGGCUACGGUGGAGUCGGAUAUGCCGGUAUCCCGGUGGCCACCACCGCAACCGGUUACGGAAAGAUUGUCCAACCAGCUACCACGACCUAUAGCAAGGUAAUCCACUCGUACCCGCACUACGGGACGACUGUGGGAGCUGUUUCGCCCGCUUUGGGUUACACCGGAGUGGCCGGCUAUCACGGUGGAUACGUCUACUGAAGGAGAAGGAGGCAACUUGCCGAAUGUACUUGAACUUCCUCAGAUCUGGAUGGUGGUGUUUUGUGUGUAGAUAGGUUUCAUUCUAAUUGUGCUAUAUUAUUUAUUUUGAUGUGUGUAAUCCGAAUAAAGUUUACAAUUUGUGAUAACCUAA
Messenger RNA from Aedes aegypti (yellow fever mosquito), 903 nucleotides. Its product is annotated as shematrin-like protein 1. The record is from RefSeq and is a predicted model, not a curated record. Bases 195 to 752 code for a protein of 185 amino acids. NCBI's taxonomy places the organism in Eukaryota, Metazoa, Arthropoda, Insecta, Diptera, Culicidae. The transcript has 3 exons.